AAUGCAUCAUGGGAAACUUGCCUCCAAACGCGCUCUUAUUUUCUUUCGCCUUUUUUCCCCUCCCUUCAUUUUGUUGCGAGAACAACGCGUAAGAAGACUCAAGAAAUUAAACCCCGAUUUAAAGCUCACAUUUCCCACCAAGUUUCCAAAGCUCUGAUCCUAAGUAGCAAUGGCCCGUACCAAGCAGACUGCUCGUAAGUCCACUGGAGGCAAAGCUCCACGUAAGCAGCUGGCCACAAAGGCUGCCCGCAAGAGUGCACCUUCCACUGGGGGUGUGAAGAAGCCCCAUCGCUACAGGCCCGGUACUGUGGCUCUGCGUGAGAUCCGUCGUUACCAGAAGUCCACCGAGCUUCUGAUUCGCAAGCUGCCCUUCCAGCGUCUGGUGAGAGAAAUUGCACAGGACUUCAAGACGGAUCUGCGUUUCCAGAGUGCAGCAAUUGGAGCUCUGCAGGAGGCGAGCGAGGCUUACCUGGUGGGUCUGUUUGAGGACACCAACCUGUGUGCCAUCCAUGCCAAGCGUGUCACCAUCAUGCCCAAAGACAUCCAGCUGGCACGUCGCAUUCGCGGGGAGCGUGCUUAAAUGUUUUUUUUUUCUCUUCUUUAUGAAACUAUACCCUCGACCCUCCCCUUCACCUUCCUUUCCUUCUUACAGGUAGUUAGUUUGAGGUUCUCUAUAUAUCAUGACUGUGAUAACCAUGUGUGAUUAUGUCUUCUUUGGUGCUACAAGUAGAAGAGUUUCUUCAGAUAUAUAGUAAUGUAUGUUUGAAACUUGUACACUCCUCACUUUAGCUAUUGCUUGAGUUAAGUGUUUUUCUAGCAAUGAGUAGUGUGUAAUCUGGAAUGAGCGUAGGACUUAGAAUCAAGACAUUUUCAUAUUAGACACAUUCAUUGAUAUAAUGGCUCUUCUGUUCCUUCCUGCAAAUUAUUUUGGGUUUGUUUUUAAAUAUACAAUUAUUUUAAACAUUAAGCUCUCUUUUUUUCUGCAACAGUGGUGUAAUACUGUUUAAUAUCGGGAUCUGACUGCUUUAUUCUGGUUGUCAAUUUCAAAUGUCAUUGCACUGUAAUGACUGCAUGGUUUCACACUUAAAAACGGCAUAAAUGUAGCAAACUUGAUUAUUAUACUCUGAUUUUCGCCGUGUUAUGUCUGAGUAAUGUUAUGAAUUUUUGUUUCUCUCUCAGGUGGCUAACCUAUUUUUUUCUACUGUGUUUUUUUUAAUUUUAUUUUAUUGGUGUUUUUGGUCAUUUUGAAGGCUAAAACAUUUGUACUCCAAAAAUUCACAUACAGACAUAAAUAAAUUCUUGUGGUGAAAUUGA
This is a messenger RNA of Entelurus aequoreus (snake pipefish), 1314 nucleotides long. Its product is annotated as histone H3.3A. The transcript is spliced from 4 exons. Bases 170 to 580 code for a protein of 136 amino acids. Gene Ontology annotation, molecular function: structural constituent of chromatin; protein heterodimerization activity; DNA binding. The record is from RefSeq and is a predicted model, not a curated record. Gene Ontology annotation, cellular component: nucleosome. Lineage: Eukaryota; Metazoa; Chordata; Actinopteri; Syngnathiformes; Syngnathidae.